Acanthamoeba castellanii str. Neff is the source of this 1530-nucleotide messenger RNA. RefSeq names its product fasciclin domain containing protein. The record is from RefSeq and is a predicted model, not a curated record. Lineage: Eukaryota; Discosea; Longamoebia; Acanthamoebidae. The transcript is spliced from 13 exons. The coding region runs from base 1 to 1530 and encodes 509 amino acids.
AUGCCCCUCCUCCUCAAGUACAGCGUGGCCACCCUCCUCGGGACCAUUCUGGAGGUGUUGCGCAACCAGACCCGAUUCAGCGACCUGGCCAGCUCCGUUGAUGCCUCCGCGCUCGUGCGGGCUCGCCUGGGCAAUGGGUCUGUGGACAGCACGGUCUUUGGCCCCGUCGACCACAAAGCCCCCUUCAACUUGACCGAGCCUCUCCUCACCUAUCACCUCGUGGACGGACGCUCUCCUCAGGCUGUCGAGCUUGAGCAACCAGCCCCAGCAGCUCAAGUGUCCAUCAACGGAGUGCGAGUGCAGCAGGCGGACAUUGCGGCCUCCAAUGGCGCCAUCCACGCCCUGGAGUCGGUGCUGCCCCUGCCCGGCUCUCUCGCUAAGGCCCUCGACGCGUUCCCCACCCUCAAGUCCCUCGUCGCUGCCGCCAACCUCACCCUCCCGGCUGCUUCGUCGACCGUGUUUGCGCCCACCGAGGCGGCAUUCGCCAGCCUGAAGCGCCAGAAUCCCGCCCUCCUCGGCUACCUCACCUCCGCCGCCAAUGGGUCCCAGGCCGAUCUCGCCUCGCUGGCGUGGGUGCCUAAUCGACCUGCUGACCCUUUGGUCGCGGACCCUCUCCCCGAUCCCCUCAUCAUGGGCCGAUCCGCAUUUCUCGGAGGAUCCAUGUUUGGCCCCACGGUGCUCAAGUACCACGUGCUGGGCGAGGUGCUCUACGCCCAGGACAUCGCGCUGGGCUCGCAGCAGGCCAACACCCUGGCCGAUCAGUCGGUGACCAUCACCAAGGCGGUGGUGAACAACUCCGUGGAGGUUACCUUGAACAGCAGCUCGACGUCUGCCCGCGUCGAAGCCGUCAACACCCUGGCCUCCGAUGGAGUGCUGCAUUCCAUCAACUCCGUUCUUGUCCCCAACGGGUUCGUGUUCAGCCUGAGGAAGAUCCUCGUCGGACUCAACGACACCACGCUGCUUCGUCUGCUGGACCAGGCCAACCUCACCAGCUGCUUGACCGGUAUCACCAUCUGCUCGCUCGCUCCUGCGGCCCUCGCUUUCUCAGUUAACUGGCGUGAUCCCACGGAGGACUGCGGGUACACCAUUUUUGCCCCGAGCCAGGAGGCCUGGGAGAAGGCCGACGAGAGCGACUACGGCAGGACCACCGCGAGGCUGGCCAGCGUCUUGAAGUCCCACAUCUACCCGGCUCCGCUCCCGGCUCUCUCGCAGAACAUGACCCUGACCAUGCUGAGCAACAAGACCGUGCACAUCGUCAACAACACCCUCACCCUCGAGGGCGAUGCCCGCUUGGGCUCGGCCCAUCUGCUGGGCUCCGUCACCGCUGGUUCCAACGGCUACGCCUACGCUAUCGACCAAGUCCUGGGCGUCGCUCUGGCCUCUGACGACUCUCUGAGCAAGGCGACGAUUGGUUGGAUCAUCGUGGGCGGUAUGGGCGGCAUUCUCUUGCUCGCUGCCGUGGUCGUGGCCGUCGUGUGGUACGUGAAGCGCAGGCGUGCCGAGUACGAGGUCAUCAACGGAUCCGUGUAG